AGAAGCAGCUGGUGGAGCUGAGAGAGUCGCUCAUCAUGAUGCAGUCUCUGCUCGAAGUUGCGGAGGACAUGAAGAAAAGUCAUGACGCAGUAAGGAAUUGGUUGCAGAGGGUCGAAGAUGAAGCUCACAAUCUGGUGGAUUUACUGGAUGAAUAUGCUUAUGCAGUUCAUCAGCAGGAAGUUGGGACUAAAAACCAAAUCAAGAAACAGGUGCAGACUUUCUCUUCUCUAUUCACAUCCAUGCCUCGCAAAAUUAAGGAGAUUAAGGAGUCUUUUGAUAACAUUAGACGAGAGGCAAGUUUGAUCAAUCUACUCCAUAAUCAUCCAACUCUUAGCCAAGAUCCUAUUGAGACAACCCCCUAUUCUUCUGAUAAUUCAGAAGUUUUGGGAAGGGAUGAUGAUGUCUCAAAAGUUGUCAGAUUGCUGUCUGACUUGAGCAGGCAAAAUCCUCUCUCUGGGCUUUCCAUAGUAGGAAUGCCAGGUGUUGGAAAGACGACAUUAGCCAGAUCGAUAUAUAAGAGGGCAGAGGAAGAAAACUUGUAUGAUCUGGUGGCCUGGGUGUGUUUGUCUAAGAAUUUUGAUGAAAAAAUGAUUUUAAGAGGUAUGUUGGAAUAUCUUGGUAGCAAUGGUGGUCCAAUGGUUAAUCCUGGUGCAAUACUUAAAAGGCUUAAAAGCAUGUUAGAAAAUAAAAGAUUUCUUCUUGUUCUUGAUGAUGUGUGGAAUGAAGAUCCUCGUAACUGGAAGAGACUCUUCUCUUAUUUGUUAAAUAUUUUGAAAACUACUGGGAACUCUAUUGUUGUAACAACUAGUAGUAAACAGGUAGUAGCUUCAACUUCUCUAAUGGAUGCAGUUCCUAUGCAAGAGUAUGAAUUGCAGAAGCUGUCAGAUGAAGGAUGUCGGUUAAUAAUGGAGGAGAAGAUUCUCAGAUCAUCCAGAAUAACUACAAUACCUAUGGAUUUGUUAGAUAUCGCAAAACAGUGUGGGGGCUUGCCACUAGUUGCAGCUGUCAUUGGUGAAACAUUGAGCCAUCAUACGGAUGCAGAUGAGUGGUUGGCUAUAAAGAAUAAUAUGGUAUGGGAUUCACCACAUAGAAUGGAGAUUGUAUCUAAACUAAAGAAAAGUUUCGAUCAUUUGCCUUCACCCUUGAAAAAAUGCUUUUCUUACUGUUCAAUUUUUCCAAAAGGUUUUGAAAUUAGAAGGGAUGAUCUAGUCCAACUUUGGCUUGCUAGAGGGUUUCUUCACCAAUAUGAUGACCGCAAAUCAGAUAAAGAAGAGGAUGUUGGUGACAAGUACCUCAAUGAUUUGGUCUCCAAUUACUUAUUCCAAGAUGUGGAGAUGGAUAAGUAUGGAAAUAUCAAGUCUUGCAAGAUGCAUGAUGAUGUGCAUAACCUUGCAUUGUUUAUUUCAAAAUAUGAAACAUGUAUUUGGCCAGAUAGCUGUCCCAUUGAGGAGAGUUCUAGAUUUCGACAUAUGAGGGUCAUUUCUGAUGCUAAUCUUCAAGCCUUUCCAAGUGGUGUUGCUCACAGGUUGCGAUCUUUGUUCUUGGAGGUUGAUGUUUUCCGCACCAGGGCUUUACCCCUCAGAAGUUUGCAAUCUUUAAAACUAGCAGCUGUUGACAGAAAAAAGUUGCAAGAAUAUCUUGGCAAAUUGAAGUGUUGUAUGAAAUACCUUGACAUAUCAGAAAGUGAAAUUAAAGGACUACCUGAAUCUGUCACGAUGCUCUACAAUUUGCAGACUUUAAGAUUCAUGGGAUGCGGAUCAUUGAUGGAUCUUCCAAGCGAUAUUGGAAAUCUAGUUAGCUUGAGGCAUAUUCAUUUUAAUGAUGAAAGGCACAUGCCACGUGGUGUCGGGAAGUUAACUUCUCUUCAGACUUUGCCACUAUUUGUUGUGGGCACCAAAAAGGGGCAAAGAAUUGAAGAACUUAAAUAUUUAAGCCAACUCCGAGGAAAACUGAAAAUUUACAACCUGGAGCAAGUACGUGAAUCAGAAGCUACUGAAGCAAAACUAGAAGCAAAGGUAAAAUUGUUGAAGUUGCAAUUUGUGUGGAGUAAAAAUAGAGCCAUCAGCAACAGCGAUGAGGUUGUUCUGGAUCACCUUCGACCUCACUCAAAUUUGAAAAGCUUAACUAUUGAGAAUUAUAAGGGAGUCAACUUCCCCUCAUGGAUGGUGAAGGAUGUCAGCAGUUCAGCCUCUUCAUUUCGACUCAACAGUAUUGUGAAGUUGAAAUUAAUUGAUUGUGAUGAAUGUGGUGAUAUUUUGUGUCUUGGACUCUUGCCCAAGCUUAAGGUUCUCAAUAUAAGGGCAAUGUCAAAAGUGAAGAGGAUUGGCAGCACAUUUUAUUAUAACAGAAGCAACAUUGCAAGCAGCAGCCAGGAUGUCGGACGGUCAAUCACACCAUUUCCAGCUUUGAGAAAACUCAUUUUAAGUAACAUGACAAAGCUGGAGGAAUGGACAGCAGAAGACACAGAUGUGUUUCCUAGCCUAGACGAGCUGCAUAUUAAGGAUUGCCCUGAGUUCAAAACAUGGUGGAUAGAUGGAUCUGCAUCUCCUAUGCUCUCUAUACUAAGCAUACAUUCAUGUCCGAACCUGCAGGCUAUCCCAAGGAGGCAGUUGAAUUUAAUAUCUCUUGAUAUAAAUGAUUGUCCCAAUUUAAUGGGAUAUGCUGAGGAACACAGUCCCAAAUGGUGCAACAUUUGCCACAUUCACAGCAUCAGAAUCAAUGGCUGGGUGGUAAGAUCCCAAAGGUGAAGUUGCUCAUUACCGUGGAGAGUUGAAAUCAUAACAUAUGAUGCUCAGAGUUCAUUGAAGCUAGUCCCCGGUUCAGUGAUGGGGAACACUGAGAUGUAGAGACAGUUUAACGUUUGUAACAGAGAUUCACAAGACAGAAUCCUAUCAGUGUCAUAAGUUGUCUCUUCAUGCCCUGUUUGAUACAAAGAUGGAUGAGAGAGAUACAGAUCAAGGAUUCAGAAUAUAUGCAUUGCAAAGCUGAUUUUACAGAGGUAAUUAAUCUUUUCUAUAACAAACUAGGUAGUUAUUCUGGUGAAGUUGUUGAUCCAAGUAUCUUUUGCUACAUUCUUGAUGAUGAUCAGACUCAUUCACUUCAGGCCAGACCCCUUGCUACAAGAAGCUCCUAUUAGUCACAAAUUCUCAAGAUUUUGUUCACUGGUUUCUGAUAAAUCCUUCUGUGUUAGAGGCUUCCUCAAUCUGCUUUGCAAUCUGUAAUCUACUUUGACUGUUCUUGAAUCUAAAUUUCAUGUUCAGGAGACUUCCAACUAUCAGUUCAUUGUCUACAUCCAAUUGUUCAUAAUCAGACUUCCCUGAUGUUGCCAGGUUCCUACAUGCUGUAUGAAGUGAAUAUUUAAGCUUAGGUUAAAUGCCGUAGACAUCCAUCUUUUUCCCUUUUGUUAGAAGGUUUUUGAGUUCUGCAAACAAUCCCAUUAUCAGUUCAAACUCGUUCCUCAUAAGCUUUUCUCAUCUUUAUUAUACUGGAUGGCAUGAGGUAUUGCUUCUGAAUUUUUUUCUUUAGCUUUCUUCUUGGUCCUGGAUACCAAUGCAAAGUUCAAAGUAGAUGUUUUCCUCUAAGUCCUUCACUAAGACAGGGUGAAUUUCUUACCUUCUAUUUUCAUGAUAUGAAAUGCAAUUAGACAUAAAAGUUUUAGAAAGCAACAGGAAACAUGCACCAAACUUCUUUUACGGUUUAUAAAUUUGCAAGUUAGAAUGUCUUUAAAACACUACUAGGAAAGUUGAAUUGGAGUUAUGCAGAAUUUUCCUCUUGGUACCUCAAAAGCACCACUGCAAAAACUUGUACGGCAGCUGCAUUUGUUUUGGCAUUCAAUGUGGGAAAAAAAAUUUUGGGAUGCUAGAUUCCUUUUCAAAGAUUUUACUAUUGUUAUGUAUGCAGUAGAAGAAAAAAAAAAAGUCUUUCUGCAUCAACUUCUGCAUCUCAUUGGCUUUAGGGUUUGUCAAAAUAUUCAAUUUUGAUGGAGAGGAAGGUUUGUUAGAAUGGUGAAGAGACCCCCUUUUCAGGAGCUGAGAACUGGGUUUUGCACUAAUUUGAUGUAUGUACUUUUGCAGGAGCCAUGAACCCAAUGUCUCUACAACAAAAUAACAAUCAAAGGUCUAGUUUCAUGAUUCUUAUGAUUGUUCCUAUCAGAGGAAAGACGCAUUUGAGAGAGCAUUGGUGAAUGUUCCAAAAUUUCCCUUAAUCCAAUAAUAAAUGGACUUAAGGAGGAAUUGAAGCCUCAAGAGAUGAAAUUAGUGUUGAUGGAGAUCUAUUACAGCAUCUGCUUGUAGAAGGAAAAUCAAAUAUUAUCAAAUGCCACUCGGAGUUCAUAAAUAAAGCUGGUUAUCUUAAUACCUCAAAAAGACUUCUGCAAGAGUAUGUGCAGUAGCUGCAUUUGUUUUGGCAUUCAGUGGGUGAGAAGAUUUCAUUAUUGUUGUAAGUCUCUAGUCCUACUAGAGAAGAAACUUUGUAAGAAUGUUAUUUCAUAGUGGACGUUUUUACCUGCACUAGGUCCCAUGGAUUUUUCCCCUUUGGGGUUUUUCACAUAAAAAAUUGUGUCUUGA
Rubroshorea leprosula is the source of this 4565-nucleotide messenger RNA. The record is from the annotation of a GenBank genome assembly. NCBI's taxonomy places the organism in Eukaryota, Viridiplantae, Streptophyta, Magnoliopsida, Malvales, Dipterocarpaceae.